Molecule: messenger RNA, 591 nt
Organism: Vairimorpha ceranae
Lineage: Eukaryota; Fungi; Microsporidia; Nosematidae
Product: u1 snrnp protein
Exons: 1
Coding region: 1-591 (196 amino acids)
Biological process (GO): mRNA splice site recognition
Cellular component (GO): U1 snRNP; U2-type prespliceosome
Molecular function (GO): mRNA binding
Source: RefSeq, a predicted model, not a curated record
AUGACAGACAGAGCAAAAAAACUGCUAGAUAAUUUAUUAGGUUUAAAUAGAAAUAUUGUUAACAAUGAAGAUUAUUGCAUAUAUUAUAUUGCAGGUGGUUGUCCUUACGAGAUACUAAAAAAUACCAAAAUAUCAUUAGGUUCUUGUAAAUAUAAAAUUCAUGGGAAAAUAGAACAUCCAAGUAAAGUAUUGUAUGAAAAAGAGUUGUUUAAAUUAAUAUCAAAUUUAUUAAAUCAGAUUAGUAAUAAACCUAACAAAGAAAUUAUUAUAAAUGACAAAAAUAUACGAAAAAAAGAACACAAUUUAGAAAUAAAAUUAGACGAAAUAGAAAGUAAUACUACUGAUGAAAAUAUAAUUCAGAUGUAUGAAAAAUUUAGGUUAUUAGAAAAUGAAAUAAAAGACUACGAAAAUGUGAAACAAGCAUAUUUUAAGAAUAACACUGAGGGCGUAGAAAAAUGUACAACUUGUAAUAUUCCGAUUAUAAAAAACUUUUAUAGUGAAAAAUACAUUAGACAUUUACAAGGUAGGGCACACAACGGAAUAUUACGACUUCGAAAAUUACAUGAUGAUUUAAAAAAGAAAUUUUUUUAA